Mus pahari (shrew mouse) is the source of this 4571-nucleotide messenger RNA. It is a transcript of the gene Gpatch2, whose product is annotated as G-patch domain containing 2. Gene Ontology annotation, molecular function: nucleic acid binding. The record is from RefSeq and is a predicted model, not a curated record. The coding region runs from base 118 to 1701 and encodes 527 amino acids. Lineage: Eukaryota; Metazoa; Chordata; Mammalia; Rodentia; Muridae. The transcript is spliced from 10 exons.
GGCUUCCGGAAGUUGCUCUCAAAAAUGCUGAAGUCCUGGGUGGAAUUGGCCGGGGCUGCGGGAGUUGGAGUCGGUCCUCGGGCCUGAGCCUCGAGGCCGCGCUCCCGGGUGUCGUUGAUGUUUGGGGCCGACGGGCGCCCAGCGAUCGGAACCGCCGCCGGGAAGAGCUGGCAUUUCAGUCGAACAAUGGAAGAGCUUGUUCACGAUCUUGUCUCUGCACUGGAAGAGAGCUCUGAGCAAGCCCGAGGUGGAUUUGCUGAGACUGGGGAACAUUCUCGAAAUCUGUCUUGCCCUCUGAAACGCCAGGCCCGGAAAAGGAGAGGGAGGAAGCGGAGAUCCUACAAUGUUCACCACCCGUGGGAGACAGGCCACUGCUUAAGCGAAGGCUCCGAUUCUAGUUUAGAAGAACCAAGUAAGGACUAUAGAGAGAAGCACAGCAAUAGUAAAAAGGACCGCAGUGACUCCGACGACCAAAUGUUAGUGGCGAAGCGGAGGCCGUCUUCAAACCUAAACAGCAGUGUUCGAGGUAAGCGGCUUCCGUGGCACGAGUCUGACUUUGCAGUGGACAACCUCGGGAACAGAACUCUGCGCCGGAGGAGGAAGGUGAAGCGCAUGGCCGUGGAUCUCCCGCAGGACAUCUCCAGCAAAAGGACGAUGACCCAGCCGCCGGAAGGCUGCAGAGAUCAGGACAUGGACAGUGACAGAGCUAGCCAGUAUCCAGGGUUUACCCGGAAUAAAGUUAAGAAAAGGAAGUUGAAAGUGAUUAGGCCAGGACCGAAAACCCAGGAGGAAGGAGUAGCUUUAGAGAGUGAAGGAAGAAGCCAGCCCAACAAGGACAAGAUGGAGUAUGAGGAACAGAAAGCCUCGGAUGAGCUCAGGAGUGAAAGUGACUCCAGCAGUCUCAGCAGCACUGACGCAGGCUUGUUCACCAACGAUGAGGGAAGACAAGGUGAUGAUGAGCAGAGUGACUGGUUCUAUGAGAAGGAGUCGGGCGGAGCAUGCGGGAUUGCUGGGGUCGUGCCCUGGUGGGAAAAGGAAGAGCCAGCAGAGCUGGGCACCAACCUUCCAGACCCUGUGUUUGAGAGUAUCUUAAGUGGCUCCUUCCCUCUCAUGUCACAUCCUGGCAGAAGAGGUUUCCAAGCUAGACUCAGUCGCCUUCAUGGAACGCCUUCAAAGAGUAUUAAAAAAUCUUCAGGGGCUCCACCUUCAAUGAUGUCUGCUCCUGGCCCUGUCAGUAACAAGAGGAUGGUUCACUUCUCCUCAGAGGCCCAUCACCCUGACCACUGGUUUAGCCCUGGGGCUAGGACAGAGCACGGCCAGCAUCAGCUUCUGAGAGAUAACCGAGCGGAAAGAGGACACAAGAAAAACUGCUCCCUGAAAACAGCCAGCAGGCAAACAAGCAUGCAUUUAGGAUCCUUGUGCACAGGAGAUGUCAAAAGGAGAAGGAAAGCUGCCCCGUUGCCUGGACCCACUGCAGCAGGAAUUGUGGGUGAGAACGCCCAGCCGAUCCUAGAGAGCAACAUCGGGAACCGCAUGCUUCAGAGUAUGGGAUGGACACCCGGUUCAGGCCUCGGGCGAGAUGGCAGAGGGAUCUCGGAGCCAGUUCAAGCCGUUCAGAGGCCGAAAGGGUUAGGACUUGGAUUUCCUCUACCAAAAAGCACCCCCACCAGCCCUGUCCCCACAUCAGGAAAACCUGCCUGAGCAGAGAGAGAACCUGCCGUUUCUGUUGCUGUGCCCCAUUGUUAUAACAUGAUCGUAGUGUGUACUGGUUUGAAGCCAACCUCUGACAUUGCCUCCAGGCUGCAUAGUGUCCUGCCAGUGAUAAACAUGGGAUUCCAUCAUGACUCACGGUGCUCAAGUACGAACCUCAGUUUCCAGCAGUUUCUAGAGUGGUUGGUCUCGGUUUCCAGCUGUUUCUAGACAUGAAGAGCAGUUGGUCUCUUAUUUAUUUUGAUCCUAAAUGUCUCCUUUCUGCUGCCUCGCUCAAUCCGUGCGUAUGUGCGCGAGAUGCUUGGACACAGUCGAGCACACCCAGUGAGUCUGAGAGGAUCACAUUCUCAUGAUGCCUACACUAAGUAGUUUGGUCCUUCUCUCUCCCCAUGUGCUCCCUCUCCCACAUGCAGGGAGUCCUAAGCAUGUCCAGGAAGGCUUAGUGAGCUCACUUUCCUUUGCUUUGGCUCUGAUGAGGGUUUGUAACUGCCAUGCCCAUUACACUAUUUUCAGCAGUGUAGCAUAAAGUCGGUCGUCGUCGUCGUCGUCGUCGUCGUCGUCAUCAUCAUCAUCAUCAUCGUCUUCGUCGUCUUCGUCGUCACCAAAGCACUGUCAGCAUCAUUCCAGUGCAGAGCUUAUACACCUUACCUCAUUUAGGACGUAAAGUCAUCACUAAAAGAAAAUGUAUUUUUAAAUUCAUCCUGACUGAACUGUAAACCCUGCCCUCCAUAUGUCUACCUCUUCCAAAGGCUGGGGUUUAAGGAUCAGCUCCAAGAUGAAGAAGAGUGGCCUGCUCAAGGUUUAGUCACUGAAGUAAAUUAUUAAACUCUUGAGUCAGUUUAUUCGAAGAUAUAAAUAGCUUUUCCCAAAACUGAAAUAUCUGGCCUAACCCACUUACCAAGAACAGAAGGAACUGAGGGACCAGUCAUUCUCACUUAGUUUAAAAUGAAGUGAAACACUAUGUUCCUUCCAUUCCAUUUCUGUCAUUCUCUUCAUAAGGUCAGAAAUUCUAAGUUGUUCUUUGUUCAAAAAAUACUGAUUUAUUAUAAUGUUCAUUAAAAAACCCUGAUAAUUAUUAUUACUUAGAAUGGCCUCCUUUGCUUCAGAAAAGGUUAUGAUAACCCAUCCUAGUGUAUGCUUGAACAAAGCAGUAUGAACUUCAAUUUUGUAAAUUGAAAAAGAAAUUAAAAUAUUUAAGGCAAUAGAAAAGGUUUCAUCAGGUUAACAGACCUUUCCUACGUGGUCCUCUAUAAAAACUGCAGACUCUGUAGUCUGGCAAACAUCUACGUUUCUUCUAGGAACUGUCUUUCCUGAGAAGUGGCCGUGGUAAGAAGUAGGCUGGCCAGGACACAAGUGGACCCGUGUUUGUGCCUCACGGAACACUCGUGUUGGGGAAAGCAUUGCUGCUGGAACAAGCUCGUGACUAGCAAACUGCCAUUUUUAAUAGCUGUCUUUCUAAAUGCUUACCAUAUUCACGUAGGAGGGAAGAUCGAAGAGAAUAAUCGUGUACUGGACUCAAGGGUCUGUUCCAAACUUGUCUGCUCUUCUUUGAGUUUUAUUUCUUGAUGGUCUUGUAAAGCCCUAGGAGGGGACUUAUAAAUAAAGGCUCAAUUUCGAGCCAUGGAGAAACCGUGAGGCCACUGAACGCUUGGCUCCAGUCUCCAGAGGAAGUGGCUGCUGUGUCCUUCCCCUGCCCUAGAGGAUGCACAGGAGCAGCCCAUGUGCUGAGCUCUCUCUGAGCACUUCCCUUCACUGCCCUCCAGACCGUGGGAACCCUCUGCUGCAGCUCCUGCAGCAAGGUCCUCACCAGCUGCUGUGGCACAGUUCUACUUUCACAUAAGAAAACUCCUGACUCACAGGUGACUGGGGGCAGUUCAUAUUCUACUAGUGUUUAUCUGUUCAGAGUGGAUGACCAGCACUUAUAGGAGCACUGACAGCCCCCAGCCCACUGCCAGCUGCCCACAGGUACCCUUCAGCAUUCAAGUCCUUAUAAAGAGCAGCAAGAUGUGACCACGCCCUGGCAUACCUGGCCAUAGCUGAGAAGUAAACACAAUUAAAACAGGAAACUUUCAUGUAAAUCAGAUGUCUGUUCGAGACAUGAAUCCCACUGGUUUACAUUUAAUAGAGAUUAAUAAAUCAUUGUCAGUUCAAAUCAGCUCAUGGUGCCCAUAUCAGUGGAGUUCAUGAUUUUAACUGUAUCAUUCCUCUCACCUUUAAAUAGUCUUAAGAGAUUUCCUCUACUUCCUCAUGAAUCCACCCUGUUGUUCUGCAAGCCAGUCAGUUAGGGUCUCUUCCCUUCCCAUACACUCCCUAUGGUAGCCAAAGAAUCAGAGCAUAGCUGUAUCAGCAGUGACACUCCACAUUGUGUGUCUUUGAUGUCAGCCAGAUUUGGGCUGCGGUCAUUUCCUCUCUUCUUCCCUCCCUAAAUAAAAUGUAUAAGGCUGAAUUCCCUUGAAUUCAUUUCUUUUUGUUUUUAAAUGAUCUAGUGACUUUAAAAGUGGCCAGCUAUGCUAACACCCACCCAUAUACCCAGAAGUUGGAAGAUUGAGGCAGGAUUGCCAUAAGUCCAAGACCAACCUAGACUGUGAGAGAGUUUCAGGACAGAUGGAGGCAUAUAGUGAUACCCGUGUCAAAAAUAAAUAUCAAUGGAAACCCAUUACUAAGUGCACCUUACCGGUAAAUUGGGCACCGUGUUUGAGCACAGCAGUUUGGGACUGGCUGCAAUGAUUAAGCAGACAGAGUUGAGACAGCAGGUUAAAUGUGCGUGUUUGAGUAUGUGUGCACACGGGUGCACAGCAGCCUGUGUUAGUUUGCGGUGGACAGACAGGAUUGAGAGGUUCUGCCCUUCAUUCAUGUUUAAC